This is a messenger RNA of Physcomitrium patens, 1282 nucleotides long. Its product is annotated as protein disulfide-isomerase LQY1, chloroplastic. NCBI's taxonomy places the organism in Eukaryota, Viridiplantae, Streptophyta, Bryopsida, Funariales, Funariaceae. The record is from RefSeq and is a predicted model, not a curated record.
AAAGGGGACACAUACAGUCCAGCAAAACCCCAUUGCAAGUUGUGCUAGAAUUUGUCAUCCAGACAUCGUCAAAUUGUGGAGAUGGGAGUCUCAACUGAGAAAGGAGAUAAGUACCCACAAUCAAAAAAUUGACACAUGGCAACGUACAACUGGAACCCACACCAGCACCAGGAGGACGGAUAAGGGCCUCGGGGCCCUUAUCCGAGGGGAGGAAGCUGAGCCUGUGGCCGCGAGAGACCAGUUGCGAAGGGAAGUCACUAGUCAUAGCCCACCUUGGCCAGCUGCUCCUGCAGCUAUGGCGUCGUCUCUCGCAUGCCUGUGCCCUUGCGGGGCGAAGCCGUUGCCUGCAGUUGCUGCUACAGCCGUGAAGCCCUCUCUGAGGACUUGCUUCUUACCACCCUUGGGAGAAAAUUUCAGCAAAUGUGGAGUGAAAUUGGCGAAUGGGGCAGCUAGGGAUAACGGUGCAUUUGUGGUGCGCGCGUUGGAGCUCGACCAGGAUACGUUAUUGGCUAUUAGCGUUGGUGUUGCGGGAUUAGCAGUGGGAAUCGGAGUGCCAAUCUUCUACGAGUCGCAGGUUAAAGGAUCCGAGGGUCGAGAGAAUGACCAGCCUUGUUUUCCAUGCAAGGGAACCGGCUCCCAGGUCUGUCGGUUCUGCGUGGGUGCUGGCAACAUCACAGUGGAGCUUGGUGGUGGUGAGCGAGAGGUUUCGAAGUGCAUAAAUUGUGAGGGAUCUGGCGCCUUGACGUGCACUACCUGUCAGGGCAGUGGCAUCCAGCCCCGAUACCUCGACCGCCGAGAGUACAAGGACGAUGACUAAACUGGAGGCCGGCUAACCGCGACGCUUGUAUCAUGUGAGUGAUAGGAAUCAAUUUGCCGAAAUGCUGAAGAGGAUUCGAAUGCUGUGAGUGGUGGUUGUAUUCACCCGUGUAGGACAGAGGUAUGGGUGUAGGGAGCUCAGGACUCAUUGUUCCCGUGCUAGCAGUUUCUUUGGCUAUGUCUUUUGAUGCGUUUCGCUCCAUUUUCAAGCUUUAUGGAGCUCACAUUAUCAGGAGAGUUCUGAAUUUGAAAUAAACCCUGCACAGGAAUUUCUUCCUAGUCGAAAGUUUUGAAGAGGUAUAUCGGUAGUCCAAGAUUGGUGCUCGAAUGGGUCAAAUGCGAUCUAUACUGAGAAUUACGGAUAACAUAGCUAGUCAGAAUUGCAGCAGUCCUUUGCUAAGUAUGUUGUUUCAAUGUAUAAAUAAUUGAGUAAUGAAUUGAGUGUAUGCUAUUAGUGUUAUUGUUA